AUGGGUAUUAAAUGGAGUACUAUCUUGAUCUGGGCUUUGGAUUUGAUCACAAUUGUCGUUCCAUCCGCCUUACCAGCAACAAUUCCAAUUGGUACCUCUUUCUCUAUGGCACAUUUGAGGAAGCCGGGAAUAUUCUGUAUCUCACCCAACAGAGUCAACAUCAGUGGCAAAAUCAACUUGAUAUGUUUUGAUAAGUGA
Molecule: messenger RNA, 198 nt
Organism: Melampsora larici-populina 98AG31
Lineage: Eukaryota; Fungi; Basidiomycota; Pucciniomycetes; Pucciniales; Melampsoraceae
Exons: 1
Coding region: 1-198 (65 amino acids)
Biological process (GO): intracellular calcium ion homeostasis
Cellular component (GO): membrane
Molecular function (GO): P-type transmembrane transporter activity
Source: RefSeq, a predicted model, not a curated record